Molecule: messenger RNA, 910 nt
Organism: Monodelphis domestica (gray short-tailed opossum)
Lineage: Eukaryota; Metazoa; Chordata; Mammalia; Didelphimorphia; Didelphidae
Source: RefSeq, a predicted model, not a curated record
AUGCCAGUAGCACAGUUUGGGGGGACCCGGCUUUUGGGCAUCUCCUGGACUUUAAGGAACAAGGCGCGCCUGCUUGGGGCGGGGGGCGGGGUUGGUGUGGCUUUGCUGGCAGAGAGCCGCUCGAGUGUCCCUGGAUCCCGGCCCCGGAUCCCGGCCCCACAGCCUCAGUCCACCCAAGCCAUGACAGCGCCGCAGCAGUGCCCGACUCGGUGCCCUGCUCCUUGGCCGCGACUCGCCGCGCUGAGCGCCCCUAGGGCCGGCCGCCUCCAGGACCUACCUCUCCAGUUCUCGCUGCUGCUGCUGCUUCUCCGAGCCGCUACUCCAGCCGUGGCCGCCGCCGCCGCCGUCCCCGCAGGAGCCUCCGGCAGCCACCCCAACACUAGCCCCCGCAUCACCGCAGCCUGGAAAGGCACCCUCGUCUCUGCCAUGGAUGUAUCCUGUCUGAACAGGAUCCAGGGAGAAACUGCCCUUCUCUGCACAGAUGCAGGUUUUGGAAAGGAGACUCGGUCUGUGGAUUGGAUGUUUGAGAAUCAGUUCCUACUCAGGAUCCAGCCAGGGCAAAGUAAGCCAGACUGGAUCAAUGCCCAGGAGAUGUACAAACAGAGGCUGUUUGCACCUAAUGUGAGUUGUCUGGAGAUUGUGGAUUUGACCCCUGAAGACAAUGGAGUGUAUAAAGUGGAAAUCAAGUCAGUCUUCGGAGAGCUAAAAUCUUGGAGCUUCAACUUAACUGUGUCUGGCAAUGGGACUACCACAUCCAGCACAAAUCCACAGGGUCACUGGGGCCUGCUUGGCAUCCCUGGCAUCUUAGUGUUUGGAGCCCUUUGUCUAUUCGUCUGUAAAAAGGUAAGAUUUGUCCUUGGAAAUGUCUCGGUAACCUGAAGAAAGAGCAAGGAUGGGUGUGCUGAGCCCA